GAAACGGAGUGACGAAAAGAGCUGCGGAUAAAGCAUUAAUGGAGGUUUGAAACUGAUAAGGUAGAGAGAGAGAGAGCAGCUGUAAAUUAAGAAAAUUGCCGGAAAUGAAGACAGGUUUAGUCCACGAUCAAAAUCUGGAAAAGCAGAUGGGAUGCAUGGCCGGAUUCCUCCAGCUGUUUGAUCGUCACCAGAUUCUCUCCGGAAAACGCCUCUAUGCUACCAAACGCCUUCCUCCAUCUCCGGCGGUUGAUUCCACAUCCCAGUCGGAGAUAUCAAUCGGAUCUCCAGCUUAUUCCAGAGAACUUCAACAGCAGCCGCACCAACAAGAGCUACCACAGCCUCGAACGUCGCCGGAAUGUACCAAAACUCCCCCGGGAAUCCUCUCGCCGUUGCCGGAAAUGUCAGUUUCGGCAGAAAGUCCGGCAAGAACGCCUCUUCCGCUUUCGGUUUUCGAAUUCAAGGAAGGUUUGAGGUCUUCUUGGAAGUUCAAGGAUGCACCGAGGCUUUCUCUGGAUAGCAGGGCAAGCUUUGAUGGAAAAGGAAGUCUGCGUCCCAAGGAGAUCCGAACGAACGCGGCGAUUCUCUCGGCAACUCGAUGCGAUGGCUCUUCAGAAGUGACUGUAGCGGAGGAUAACGAGAAACAGCGUCGUUCGCCAAGCGUCAUUGCCCGGCUUAUGGGGCUCGAAGCUCUCCCUGACUCCGCUGGCGAAGUUCCUAGCAAAGCUGAGUUGCGAAGGUCUGCAUCAGAGUCUAGGGUCUCCAGGGAUCUGCUUCAUCAUCGAUUCACUGACGGGAACAAUUUCCAGCAGAAGCUGCAGCCCUUCCAGACAAACUCUGGAAGCAACGCCAAAAGAGACAAUGCAGCUCAAGAAGAUAAUAAACCGAAUUUGUUUUUCCGGACACCGGACUCCGUUGAUUUCUGCAUCAGGAAACGGAAAACCGAGCCACAGAAACCUCCAAGUGGAGGCUUGUCUGCUUCGUCGUGGAAGUCGCAGCAGCAACGUAAGAGCUUCUUUGAUUCGCAGGAUUUCUUUCCGGAGCCAAAACCGAGGGGUUCACUCUACGGGGAGAUCGAGAAGCGGUUGAAGAUGAGGGGAAUCGAUGAACCAGAAAAGGAUCUGGAGGCCUUGAAGCAGAUCCUCGAAGCUCUGCAGCUCAAAGGGCUUCUGCACUCUAAAAGACCGGCGGAGCAAAUCGGGCACCGAAAUUUCGUGUACGAUCGGAUAUUGUACGGCGAAGAAUCUCCGAUAGUCGUCAUGAAACCUUCCCGCUCCACGGUUUCAACCAAUCGGGUUGGAAGAACAGGAACAGACUCCCCUACUUCGAGUUUCAGAUCUAGAGCUGGAGUUCGUCGGAAUCUAAACCUAUCGGGUGAGACAUUGCCGCCGGUAACUCCGAGGCUCGACCGCCCUGAAACCGAUAGAAAUCUGCAGAAGGCAAGCAAUUCAAGGAACGAGUCCGGGAAAAAAAGUCCGAGUUCUCUUUCCAGGCGAAAACCGUUGAGCAUUGAGACGCAGAGGAGAGCAAAUGAUUCCGUGGAGCAGCGAAGGAGCUCUCCCGUUCAUUCUCCAAAGAUGAUCACAAAGAAGGUCGGAUCUGAACACGCGACAAGCAGAUCACCGAGGAACAGAAAGCCGGUGACUGAGAUUUCACCACAAGAGAGAAUUUCGAGUCCAAUGGAGUUUGAGUCGUCCACAAGUUCUGAGGGCAGUAUCAGUACGUCUUCUCAAGUCGACAUGGAGUUGCAGAGACCGAAAAUGGAGGAUUACAAGGACGGGAGGAGCUUGUUGGAGAGGUGCGAUAAACUGCUCCACAGCAUAGCGGAAAUGACAGCAGCUGAGUUGCAGCCGAGUCCGGUUUCAGUCCUAGACUCGUCCUUUUACAACGACGAGUCCCCAUCACCAAUCAUGAAAAGAUGUAUAGACUUCAAAGAUCAACCAGUAGAGCAGGAAGAUGAGAACUGGAGCUCAGUGAUCUCGCCUGUCCGAUUGAAACCCGAAGAAGAGAGAUCAGAUGACGGGGAUUUCCUGUAUGUGUCGGAGAUCCUACGCGCUUCCGAGUGCCUCCCUGAAGACUCUGACGUCUUCUUGUUACUCGAGAAACAACUUUACAAACCCUCUAACUCUUCUAAGGUAUCCAUGCUCCACCGGAAGCUUGUGUUUGACACAGUCCGGGAAAUCCUGGACAGAAAGAAACAAUUGCCGCCAUGGAAGGUGGUGUCAGAGAUGAAUUGGAUGACCGGGAAGCCAGCCUUGAGGCAGAUAUGGUCGGAGUUCAGGAGAGUAAGAGAGAGGGAACCGGCAGAAGACCUGUUCGAGAUCAUCUGCGGGGUGCUGAGGAAGGACAUGGCCGGAGAUUCCAUCAAUGGCUGGGGAGAUAGCCAAGUGGAGAUAUCGGAUGCGGUUCUGGAUAUCGAGCGCUUGAUUUUCAAGGAUCUUGUCGCCGAGACCAUCCGAGAUCUCGCUUCUUUUGCCGGGAAAAACCGAGCCCUGGCGUAUCGAAGGAAGUUGGUCUUUUGAAAGAUUUGGAAAGUCAGGUCUUUUCGCGCGCUUUCUUUGGCUCUUGUAAUUUUUAAUUAAUGGGUUUAUUUUCUCUAUCUUUUCUCUCUGUUAAUUA
Molecule: messenger RNA, 2616 nt
Organism: Telopea speciosissima
Lineage: Eukaryota; Viridiplantae; Streptophyta; Magnoliopsida; Proteales; Proteaceae
Product: protein LONGIFOLIA 2-like
Exons: 5
Coding region: 105-2519 (804 amino acids)
Biological process (GO): regulation of monopolar cell growth
Source: RefSeq, a predicted model, not a curated record